Elaeis guineensis (African oil palm) is the source of this 729-nucleotide messenger RNA. RefSeq lists its product as uncharacterized. NCBI's taxonomy places the organism in Eukaryota, Viridiplantae, Streptophyta, Magnoliopsida, Arecales, Arecaceae. The record is from RefSeq and is a predicted model, not a curated record.
CCAUCUCAUCCUGCUGUGCUCUUUCUCAUCUUUAGCCUUUCUCUCUCUCUUCAAAUCUAAUGGCGACUUCCAUCAUCUCUUCCUCUUCGCAGUUCCCGGCCAGCUUGCCGCGCCGGCAUGCGAUUCCCCUUCCGGCGAAGGGAAAGACCGUUCGAUUUGCCCAUAGGAAAGACUCCUACGGUCCGGAUUUCGAAGGCCACCUCGUCGAUGAGAACAUGAUCGUGCUACGGAAGAGGAUCCACGAGAUGAGGAUGGUGGAGACGAACUACGAGCCGCCGUCCAAUUGGAUGGAUUGGGAGAAGCGGUACUACGCGAGCUACGACUCCGAUGUGUGCGAGGUGCUGGGCCUCCUCCAGACCCUUCUGAUGAACACCAGGCCUAGCUUGGCCAUUGGGAUGGCGGCACUCCUUGCGUUGAGUGUACCCACAUCGGCCAUCUUGAUCUUCUACCAUUUGAUGGAGGCGUCCAGGGCCAUUCUUUCCGGAUUGCAUCUUAGCUGAUCAACAUCUUGACGGUGGAGAUUUGUGGAUCAAGAAUAAGAAAUUUGUUCGUAGGGUAGCUUAUUUUCUUUGGUUGUUUAUAUCUCUGGGCCAGGCAAGUCCGACGAUGUCGUUUCUUAAUUUGGGAUAUUUUAUGGUAAAGUUGCAAAUCUGGGAUAUGGUAGGCAUUUUUUUGUGAACAAGGAGUGCAUUAUUUAUUUAAUCAUCUAAUGAUUAUGAAUUUAUAAAA